Molecule: messenger RNA, 684 nt
Organism: Fusarium coffeatum
Lineage: Eukaryota; Fungi; Ascomycota; Sordariomycetes; Hypocreales; Nectriaceae
Exons: 2
Coding region: 1-684 (227 amino acids)
Molecular function (GO): chromatin binding
Source: RefSeq, a predicted model, not a curated record
AUGGGCGUCCGCAAACGAUCUCGAUCUGAGAGCCAGAGACAAGUUCAAGAUCAUCCAUUUCAAAUCAUAUACCCCAAAACUAUUCCUAAACCCACAGUCAAAGACGGUCGUCCAGUACGCAGACGUGUCAGGAUGCAAAGUUUUCCCUUCACAUGUUCCGGGACACAUAGCCUAGACCUUCUCCACUCUGUCAAGCCUACAGAUACCUGGUACAACAUGACAAGCUAUAAGAGCUUUGUCCUGAGUGGUGUUAAACAUAAACUGGGCGACUUUAUCUUUCUUGCAAACGAGCAAACUAUAAAGCGCAGGAAGGUGGAUGAGGACCAAACACCACAAGAGGAUGAGGAAUGGGUAGCGCGUGUUCUCGAGGUCAGAGCCUCUGACGCGAAUCACGUCUAUGCACGCGUACACUGGAUGUAUAGACCCGAAGAACUCCCGCCAGGCACGUUGGACGGUGGCAAGAAGAUCCAAGGCCGUCAACCGUACCACGGGGAAAAGGAGCUGAUCAUGUCGAAUCACAUGGAUAUUGUCGAUGUUUUGAGCGUUUCGGGCCCCGCUGAAGUAAAGUGCUGGAACGAAGAAGAAGAUAAAGAGACGCCAGAGGGGCUUUUCUGGCGUCAGGCGUUUGAUUGGCGUUCUUCGCGUUUGAUGUCUCUCGACAGGAUAUAUGAAGAAUUCUGGUAA